Drosophila kikkawai is the source of this 815-nucleotide messenger RNA. It is a transcript of the gene Dpm1, whose product is annotated as Dolichyl-phosphate mannosyltransferase subunit 1. Gene Ontology annotation, molecular function: dolichyl-phosphate beta-D-mannosyltransferase activity. The record is from RefSeq and is a predicted model, not a curated record. Gene Ontology annotation, biological process: GPI anchor biosynthetic process; dolichol-linked oligosaccharide biosynthetic process; protein O-linked glycosylation via mannose. Lineage: Eukaryota; Metazoa; Arthropoda; Insecta; Diptera; Drosophilidae. Gene Ontology annotation, cellular component: endoplasmic reticulum membrane.
AACACUGCCCUAAUUGGUAUUAGAAUUAUUUACAUGGUUUCAAACGAAAUCCAGAGCCAUGCCAACAAAUGCUCACAAAUACAGCAUUCUGCUGCCCACCUACAACGAAAAGGAUAAUUUGCCAAUUAUAAUAUGGCUCAUUGUGAAAUACAUGAAGGCCAGCGGCUACGACUACGAGGUGAUUGUUAUUGACGACGGCAGUCCGGACGGAACGCUGGAUGUGGCCAAGGAUCUUCAGCGCAUCUACGGUGAGGAUAGGAUCGUGCUGAGGCCUCGCGGAUCCAAGCUGGGAUUGGGCACGGCCUACAUCCAUGGCAUCAAGCACGCCACUGGAGACUUUAUCAUAAUCAUUGACGCCGACUUGAGUCAUCAUCCCAAAUUCAUACCGGAGUUCAUUCGGCUACAGGAGAGCGGCGACUACGACAUAGUGUCGGGCACUCGGUACGCCGGAGACGGCGGUGUCUAUGGCUGGGAUUUUAAGCGUAAGCUCAUCUCGCGCGGCGCUAACUUCCUGUCCCAGGUUCUGCUACGACCCAAUGCCAGCGACCUGACCGGCUCGUUCCGCCUGUACAAGAAGGACGUGCUGGAGAAGUGCAUUGCCAGCUGCGUGUCCAAGGGCUACGUUUUCCAAAUGGAAAUGCUGGUGCGGGCACGCCAGCAUGGCUACAGCAUCGCCGAGGUGCCCAUAACAUUCGUGGACCGCAUCUACGGUACCUCGAAGCUAGGCGGCACCGAAAUCAUCCAGUUUGCAAAGAAUCUGCUGUAUCUGUUUGCCACCACAUAAAAAACGAGACCUUGUCCGGCUGAUGAGUAGA